ACUACAUCCAACUCAGCCUCAUCAAAAUCGAUCUUAACAACCAUUACCCUUCCCUUCUCGAUUGUUGUCGUUGUAGAGUGUGACUCAAGUUCAUUAGCCUUUACAACUCAGUCUGUCUGUUUUUCCAUAGCACCAACUAUUUUACUAGAAUCACUACCUCAGAAAAUGUUUGUCAGCCCAAGUAACUCUAUCGUCUUCUUCACCUUCAUUUCUACCUAUGUCUUAGGACGGGCUGUGCCACAAAGCGGAUCAUCCUUUCAAGAGUCACACGACCUCCGGAGAAUUAUAGCCGACUAUUCCGCCGAGGUAACUGCGCAGGAGGAGAUGAUUAAGGGUGUUUGGAACCAGCUGAAUGCUCCAGAUACUCAAUCUGAAGAAAACGUUUCGACCCUUUGCAGCGAACUGAUAGAAUCCUACUAUCGUCAAAUGGAGCCGCGCAACCGCAUGAUUGAGCUCGUGCCAACCGACAAUGUUUUGGAUGCCAACUCUCUUGAAUACCUUGUUGCUGUAGCUUCUCGUUACGCCAACAAUGUGAUGCACCUUGCACGACAGAUCAGACAAGAUCCUCUCGAUCAAGAGAGUUCUGCUUCAGCUCUAAACUUCCUGGCGAAGGAACACCAAAAAGCCCAUAUGUUCGAUCAAGUCCUCUUGGGUUUGGCGGACGUUGCUCAGGGUCCGGAAGCAAGCAGAAAUGUGGAAGAAAUCUCCACUGAAAGCAACAACCAGUCCAUUUUUGAAGACAAUGAAGUGGCCUCAACAGAAGGGUUUUCCCUCGCCCAAGUUGAAGCCUUAGAAAAUAGCAAUGCUUCCGGCAUUUCUGUCACAAUUGAAGAAGAAAAGACAACAACUACUGAGACAGUUGUGACCUCCUACAAGGAGACUCUUACGUAUUGAAUGGUGAAAUACCAAUCUUUGAUACGUUUUUUUGCAUUCUCAUGCAUAUAUGGCAAACAUAAAACUUGCAUAGUCUUGCUUAUUCCCUUUCUCCCAGUGUUAUCUCUUAAAAAUUUUGUCUCAACAACUGUACAGUUAUCCUUUACCAAAUUUGUGAACACACGUACAUUCUUGCUCGUCUAUACAGAACUGUAGAUCAUAUGUUUAUCACAUACAAUGGUUACGUAUAUCAGCAGAAAUGCUGAAUUGUAUCUAGUAUUAUCUAGAUAGCAUCACUCUGUCAGUCUUGUUUUGUAUAAAGAACUUGUGCAUUUGGGAUUUCCUGUUGUUCAGUGUGGUCUUCAGAAAAUGUUUUGUUUGAAUAGAUUAGAAAAAAAUUGAAACCCUCAUUUGAAAAACAAAA
Puccinia graminis f. sp. tritici CRL 75-36-700-3 is the source of this 1297-nucleotide messenger RNA. RefSeq lists its product as uncharacterized. Lineage: Eukaryota; Fungi; Basidiomycota; Pucciniomycetes; Pucciniales; Pucciniaceae. The transcript is spliced from 4 exons. The record is from RefSeq and is a predicted model, not a curated record. The coding region runs from base 166 to 894 and encodes 242 amino acids.